This is a messenger RNA of Clarias gariepinus (North African catfish), 3189 nucleotides long. RefSeq names its product CTF8, chromosome transmission fidelity factor 8 homolog (S. cerevisiae) (gene chtf8). Gene Ontology annotation, biological process: mitotic sister chromatid cohesion. The record is from RefSeq and is a predicted model, not a curated record. NCBI's taxonomy places the organism in Eukaryota, Metazoa, Chordata, Actinopteri, Siluriformes, Clariidae. The transcript is spliced from 3 exons. Gene Ontology annotation, cellular component: Ctf18 RFC-like complex. The coding region runs from base 373 to 747 and encodes 124 amino acids.
UCACUGAUGCCCUCUCCUGGUGAAAAUUGUUUACUGUUGGCUUUUAUUUUGAAAGUACACGAAGACACGCGGAAGAAAAGGUCCGAGCAAACUCUCGAGCUGGCGGGAAAUCUGAGCGAGAAGAACAGUUUACACUGACAACAUUCACUCCGCGUGGUUCACUUGAGCUUUGUGGAGGGAUUGUUGGGACUUUUCGGCUCCUUAAUAAACCGGAAGGGACUUACCAAGGAAGAUAAUCUUCAGUCAUUAUUUGGACUGAUGUGUUUAUGAGUUUAAAUCCAGCUGUUUGGACUGCACGUCACGCACACACACACAGGGGCAGAACCGUAGUGUGUUAUAGUUCCUGUCGUGAUCCAAUAAAGUAGUUUUAACAUGGUUCAAAUAGUCAUCUCAAGUAAAAGCGGUGAGACCCCUGGUGAGUGGCUGCUUGUGGAGUUACAGGGAGAGAUGGUGUCACGACAUAACACUGGAUUGGCUGGAAACCUUAUGGGUGACCUGCACUACACCAAAGAGGGAGUACCAGUGCUGAUUGUAGGACAUCACAUCCUUUAUGGGAAACAGGUCAAACUGGAGAAACCCUUUGCUGUUCUGAUGAAGCACUCUGGCCUCCCGCAGGAAGAUGAGGUAUCCAUGGAAACUGGCCAGGAGAAGCCUACCUCCUACACUGUAUCUGCUAUUAUCAAAAAGAAGCUGAUCUUUAAAACGCGUCCUAAACCUAUUAUUACUAACGUGCCCAAGAAGGUUUAGUGGCUGAAGCCUAUAACCUGAUGGGCAUUCACGGUGUUGCAUACUAUCUAUUUUGAAAAAUACCUGGCUUAAAGGGGUGCUCUUAAAAUCUUUCCAAAUAGGCUUUUGGAAUAAAAGACUGUUCUGUGAGGUCUGGAUAUAUGAGAAAAAUUAAAAGUGGACUGCUUGCAGUUUUUCCAGGACAAAUCCUAUUUGGAGGUGUCUGAUGUGUUGGUUCAUCAGUGCAAAAAAUAGAAGUGACGCUGGUACAUUUUCUAGGACAAAGAAAGAUAAGAGUCAGAGAAAAAGUUUAUUUCCAUAAAAACAAUUUGCAGGUGUUAUAAAGGUCUGCAAAAAUAAACGUAACGUUGCAAUAUUGAUAGAAAAUCUUUUUUUUCUCCAUAAACAUAAAACAGUUUUACAUAUUUAACAAAUUACACAAUAUACUGUAUGUACUGUAAAUGGGUUCAAACAAAAUGACUGUGCUCUUAUGCAUUUACAACCAAAGACGAAAAGGAAUUAAAAUGAUGUUUGUUGUCAUUAGUGUUUCUGACGUGAAUGUGUCGAGACACCAAUGAUGGUCUUAAAUAGUUAACACUUUUUCUAACCAUAAAACAAUUUUGUAGUGCUCAUUUUACUGGAUUCACAAAAAUGCCAAUGUAUAUUGAUAAAAAUACAGCAACACACUGGUUUAUAUUAGACAUUUACAGUAGAUAUUUAAAAUUUAAUAUUUAAAUACAUUUUAAAUAUUUAUAAUAAUUAGUGAUAUAUAAUUAAUGAUCCACAUUAUUGGUCAGUGUCUGUUCAACAGUGUAUCUUUCGUCAGAAAUAACAUUAAGAAUAUACAUGACGUCAUAAGUUAGUUCACUGGGCAAAGGUUAAUGUGUUUGCCAUGUACUAUGCUUUGGUUGCCCUUAAACCUCAUUAGCUAGGCAUAAAAAAAAUAGCAAUCAACAUAAUUUAACUGGAGUACGACAAGUUAUCUAGUUAUUUGAUUGUUUUACCUAGGGAUGUCCUGGAGAUCACGUUACAAGAGACGAUUCUAUGGUUGUUGAAUAGGACAGGGAAAUGCUGGUGAAAUCUACAUCAGCAGCUCACUAAAAUCUACUGCAUAGACCACUACAUUUAAAUUACUAAAAACAGAACGCUGAGAUAAAAUCUGCUCGUCCUGGGCAUACAGGCUAGUGAUUUGUCUUUUCUGCUGCAUUUUGUUGAUAAACCUAAUUGUUUCUUCUUAUAGUCUUCCCUUAAAGCAGUAAUUUGGAAAACUAUCCUCAAACGCAUAUAAAAGUUGUGGCUAUUUACAUCAAUUUUGUUCUACAGGUUUUACAACAAAACAUCUUAUGUGCAUAGAAUGCCUCAAUAUGGGAAUUUGUCCAGAUGAGAAGCUUUUGUGCUGAAAGCCAUUUCAUGAAUUACGCCAUCACACACUACUCAGAAAAACUCCCAGAGAUCAUUCCUCCUGCCUGAUUAUGGUGUCAGAGAGGCAGGUGUAUAUUGUGCUUAUGUAAUAAAUCAGUAACCCCACAAACUGGCACUGGAAGGGACAGUACAUGUGAUUAAACACUCUACAACACGUUAUGUCUGCUGCUUUGGCAUUCGUACAGGCUCUAGGCAAAACAGAACUCCAAACCAAUGUUUUGAACAUAUUGUAAUUCUACAAGUGCUAAUAAACAUUUAAUUCACAGACUUGCAGGUAAACAUAAAAACUUUUGGGUAUCUAUAAUGUUUAGCAGUUUGUUAGUAUGAAAAAUUACAUAGUUAAUAUGACACUGAUAUGCAAAAACAAGUAUUUUGUCUAAUUUUGUAUGUCUAUAAAGAAAUAUUUAACAAUCUAUAAAAGGUAUUCUAGUUUAAACAUUUUAUUACUAUUAACAUGUAAACAAACAGCAACUUGUUUUAUUUUGCACAUUUAAGUUUCAAGUUGCAUUGUCAAGCUUGAUGCAUUUCUGCUUAAGGAAAAUGUGGCUGGUGAGUUUAGUUGCAAUUUGCAGCUUUAUCUAAAGUAACAGCAAAUGUAAAAUAAAAAUAAAAAGUGUGUGGUGUAAGAUUAAUUCUAAGCAAAUAAACCUUAAAAUAUGCUUUGGUUGUUCCCAGUACAGCAUAAAAGAAUGUUUCCUGAAGAAUUCUGCAGUAAAUGUUAAGAAAUAAGUUUAAACAAAAUGAAACAACAGAUACUUUUGGUAUAGUACAAACCCCAACAGGAUACUGAUUAGUACUGCAUUUACCACUGUUCAAUGUAAGGCAAAUAAUAUCAGAUUUCAUGAAAAUCAUGACCGCUCAUUUUCAGUGUAAGUUUGCAGUGUAUAAUUAUGGGGUUCUUCCCAGGAACGGUACACAUUUCACCACAGUGUGUGAUUCGUAUUUGAGUCCAAGCACCCACACCACUCUAUUUGCGUAUGGUGGUGUGAGCUCAGCACCAUGAUUGAACAUUUCCUCUGAUCUAUGUGUUCUAUUUAAGAU